Messenger RNA from Chinchilla lanigera (long-tailed chinchilla), 2401 nucleotides. Its product is annotated as chromosome unknown open reading frame, human C16orf82. The record is from RefSeq and is a predicted model, not a curated record. The transcript is spliced from 3 exons. The coding region runs from base 1 to 879 and encodes 292 amino acids. Lineage: Eukaryota; Metazoa; Chordata; Mammalia; Rodentia; Chinchillidae.
AUGGCGGCGUCACUUCCGCCUCAGCAACAGCAGCAAACGCUGGAAUCCUUCCCCUCCUGGGCUGACGCUGCCAGCUGCAACCUGGAGCAGCCCACUGAACUGCUCUCAGGGAAGACCCACACCCGGCUCUGCCGUUCCAGCGGCUGUGGGGAGACAGGAGCUGAGAGGAUGGACUCGUUUGCACUGUCCUGGGAAGAGGCGGAGAGGGCGCAUCUGACAUCUGCUGUCCGCCAGGCGCUCGGGUUUAGCGCUCUGCGCCUUCAUACCUCACAGACCUAUCACCAUGGGAACAGAGCCAGCCAAUCAGAACACUCAGUUUUAAGAGGGCAGCCAUAUAAAUGGCAUCCCCUGUCCCUGGAAACGCCACAAUCACCAGAGGCCUCUCAGGGCUGCCUCCUCCUGGAUAAGCCAAUCCCACUGCCCCCCCUUUCCCCCAAGGCAGAAGAAGGGGGGUCUUCUGCCUGUGAUCCUCAGGGGACAGAGCCAAGCCCAUGCUCACCCAGCUCGGAUAUCCAACCACCCAGACAGGCAAGCUAUGCGGCAGCCCUUCGGGAGUCCCUGAGAGCUUACAGUAGCCCCCUAGCCAAGACCCGCAGCAAGCAGAGCCUGGUUCAUAGCAUGCUCUACCCCAGACGGAAGGACCAAAGUAGCGCCAGCCUGGUGAGCAGCGGGUACGCGGGGGAUGAGGAAAACAGCAGCGUCAGCAUUGUGCGUAGCCAGCGCAUCCCGCGGUUGACCAGAAAGCUCAACACCCGAGUGGGCAGUGCUUGGAGCAGCCAGCUGAGCACUGUGUACUCUCCCAGACCCCUGAAGAGCUCCCUGCGCAGGCAAAGCCAAGGUCAAGGGCCUGGCACCAAGCAGACUGGAGGAGAAGCGUGAAACCAGCCUGCCAGGCAGCAGUAACAGCAGCCUGAGCAGCAUCAGCUUCAUCAGCCCGGGCAGCAGCUUCCUGACUUACCAGGUAAGCAGCAGCGGGCUGCUCAGUAUCUCAGGCAGCCAGGCCUCCAGCCAGACCAGCCGCAGCCAGAGCCUGUGUGCCAACAGCAAGGGGCAAAGCACACUGAACAGCAGUACUGAUCUUCAAGAGGACAAGACUGAGGGCAACAUGAAAACCAGCAACGAGGUGCCCCAGGGCCAGCAGCCUGCCCAGACGCACGUGCCUUUGUAAGACUCCAGCCCCAAGAUCCCCUCUAACUGCCACAGACACGAAGGCCCUGCAAAUCCAGGCUCCCCCCAAAGAGGCUGCACCCCUUCAAGGCAAAGUCCUAGCUGUCUGCAGCAGCCAUCAGCGGGCAGGUCGCAUGCCGCAGGACAAUAAUGCUGAGCACCAUCUACGCCGAGGGGCAGUGGUCAAUGGGGAGGCGACCUCUACCAAGAAGGGCUUCCAGUUGCAAGAGCUGCAGCAAGAUCCAUCCAUGCUGGGACCACCGGUGUCAAGACCACCAGCAGUAGCAACAUCCAGUCCUGUGAGCCUCAGGGACAGAGCCGUCCCCAUCUGGAGCGAGCACCAGAGUGGCAGAACCAACGGCACCAAACUCGUCAGUUGUGCCAGUUGCAAGCUGUACUAAGAACCAUCAGAAGGUAGAGUUUCUGCCGCGAAAACCUCCUCAGUGGUGAGCGCCACUGACAACCAACAUCAACCAUGGGGAACUCAAGAGAAACGAGAACCAACCCUUGCACGAGUGUCUGUGUCCAGUGCCAUCUUGAGGGAGGAGCCGGCAUGGGGGGCCACGUCCCUGGAGAACUCAGUGGCCCCCAACUGUGUAUCACACACUGUCCACAGACAGCACAGCUCACAGAGCACCCCUAUGGCUCCCAGCAGCCCCCAGGAGCAGAGACCACAGCGACCGUCCUUGGAAUCAGCUGUGAGUGCCAGCAGCCCAGAAACAUCAGUGCCUAGAGAACGCUGUGGGCUGUGUCAAGGGACCCCAUCCCUGAAGAGUAUCAUCUAUGGAAGCUUCUCCUUCCUUGCUUGCGCACUGCUCUGGGAACCCUCCCUGAGAGUAAAGGCUCCCUGACACCCCAUUCGUGUCUCUUCGUGGAGAGACACAGGGACAAGAGGAGCCAGGAGCUGUCCUUCAUUCACUUGAUUGGACCUGUGCUUCCUGUGGCCGACAAGGCCACGAGAUGCUUAGUGGUGAGAGACCAGCCCAGCCAAGACUGGCGAGGCAGUGCUCUGGGCCACGGAGUGAAAGUCACCUAAGUGGGUGGUGGAAAGGCUGAAGUCUCAGCUCCGCCCCUGCUCAGGACCAAAAGCCCCUCCCUGAGCUGACCUCACAGACGUUGGGGAGCGAGAGGAUCCACAGGGGAAGAGGCCAAGACAGCCUUGGAGACACCCACUGGGUACCAGAAGGAAUGCUGAGGGGGCACCAAAAACAAUAAAAGGUGUCUGGAGAGGUCA